This is a messenger RNA of Juglans regia (Persian walnut), 423 nucleotides long. RefSeq names its product heavy metal-associated isoprenylated plant protein 19. Gene Ontology annotation, molecular function: metal ion binding. The record is from RefSeq and is a predicted model, not a curated record. Bases 1 to 423 code for a protein of 140 amino acids. The transcript has 3 exons. NCBI's taxonomy places the organism in Eukaryota, Viridiplantae, Streptophyta, Magnoliopsida, Fagales, Juglandaceae.
AUGGCAAAGAAGAAGAAAAAGGACAUCGAAGCAACCAAAGAAGUUGUUCAUGCGGAAUUUAAAGUUUCAAUGCACUGCAAUGCGUGUGAAAGAACCGUUGCCAAAGCCAUCUCCAAGUGUAAAGGGGUGGAGAAGUUUACGACAGACAUGAACAACCACAAGGUUGUGGCAACGGGCAAGUUUGAUCCUCAAAAAGUGUUGAAGAAACUAAAAAAGAAGACAGGGAAGAGAGCAGAGAUCGUAGUUAACAAGGCACCUGCAAGCAGUACUACUACUAAUCAAUCAAACGGACCAGAAUUAUCCGUACAACCAAAGGUACUUGCUCCGGAUGAUCCGCUAUUAAUAAUGUUUGAUUAUUGCAAAGAGAACGAACUGCUAAUGAUGUUUAGCGAUGAGAACCCCAAUGCAUGUACCAUUAUGUAG